Aspergillus calidoustus is the source of this 1994-nucleotide messenger RNA. The record is from the annotation of a GenBank genome assembly. Lineage: Eukaryota; Fungi; Ascomycota; Eurotiomycetes; Eurotiales; Aspergillaceae.
GGAAUGACAAAGGACAAUCGCUCAAUGAGACAGAGGCUUGGGAGUGCAGGGCUUGCUAAGCCACGACGCCGCGCUCUCAAGCGGAGUUGGGGUCCAAAAACCACAACGCUAAACGGGUUUGCCUGGAGUCAGCUUCUUGCGUAGUUUGUCACCCUGAAAGCUUGGACUUCAUCAUCUUCAACUAUUGAUCGUUUUCUUUCGAUUUAUCUUCCCCAGAUUGUUCACCUGCGAGAGUGAAGAUACCAGUAUGGCGAACAGACGGGUUACGCGGCCGAGGUCGCGAAAUGGCUGCAUUACCUGCAAACUCCGGCACGUCAAAUGCGAUGAGGCGAAGCCUGAAUGUUUGCAGUGUCAGCGAUCUGGUCGCAAAUGCGAUGGCUACGAUAAUGCCUCGCAGACUCAGCUCCGCCAGCGCAUCGCCGAGCGACACCGUCCGCUUGAUCGAGACAAUGUCGGUGCCGACCAUCGGCUUCUUCUGCGACAGGAGACACGCACCGAGCGACGAUAUGUCGAUUUCUUCUACGCGCAGACCUCGUCGGCUUUUUCGGGGUUCUACGACUCGAAACUGUGGUCGUAUCUCAUUCCGCAACUGGGCGAGCAUGAGCCGAGUAUUCGACAUGCGAUAACUGCCAUAGGCGCGAUUCAUUCGAGAAUCCAGAAUGCGAAGCUGCUCACAUCAAAUGAGAACUCGGCGCCCACAGACUGGUUCGUGAUUGAAGAGUACAACAAGUCCAUCCAGGGCCUGACGAAAUCGCUCGCCUCUGCAACUGCAAGCCUCGAGCUGACGUUAACGACCUGCUGCCUCUUUGUCUGCCUCGAAAUACUGCAAGGAAACCGGAAAGCAGCCCUCGACCACAUCGAAGGUGGCCUUCGCAUCAUCCAGCGCCACGAAGAAUUCACCUCAAUGAAUGCCCGCCAAACUGAGCUGUAUACAGAACUCCGCAGCCUCUUCACCCGCCUAAACCUCCAAGCAUCUUUCAUGGGCCGCCUCCUAGCCCCCCUGAAAUACUCCCCUGUCGACUUCAUUCGCCCAGGGACUCCCUUCACGACCCUCACCCAAGCCCGCAGCCACCUCGACCAGAUAAUGACCAAGGGCCUCCUCUUCAUCCGCUCCAUUGGCAUCAUGCGUGAAGCCCGCGAUCCCGCGGAGCUAGCUGUGCUCGAGGAAGAGCAGGAAAUUGUCCGGCUUGACCAUACAUCCUGGCGCUGGUCGUUCGACAAGUUCCUCCAGAAGCACGGCAGCAGUUUCAAUCCGUCGGAGAUAUGCGCCUCCCUCCUCCUGAAAAUCUACUACCACAUCUCCCUCAUCUGGACGUCCAUUGUCCUUUGCCGUUCCGAAGACGCCCACGACAACUUCAUCUCAGACUACGAAGCCGUUCUCUCCCACGCUGAGGAACUCGUCCGCAUCACGUCAUCAACCUCGUCGACGGCCCCAUCAGACAAACGGUCUCGCGACGCAGCGUUCUCGCUAGAAGGCGAAAUUAUCGGACCACUCUACUACGCCGCGUGUAGAUGCCGGGACCCAUUCAUCCGGCGCCGCGCAAUUAAUAUUCUAGUGCACUACUCGAAAACAGAGGGGAUGUGGGAUGCAAGGCUUCACUCGGCUGUUGCAAGGCUCGUCUGUGAGGUUGAGGAGAGCCAGUGUCUGGUGCCACCGAGUUGCGCGGCGGAUAUUGGGACUUUGGCGAGGGUUUAUGAGGAGGUGCAGCCGAAGGAUUUCAAGACGAAUCCCGUGCUGGUCGUCCUGUAUAUGAAGCCGCAGGGAGUAGAUGGGCCGUGGAAAAUGAGGAGCGUUAUGGUUGAUUGGUAGAUUGGGUUUCUGUUUUGCGUGGUGGUUUACCUACUUGGUUAGUUUUUUUUUUUAGCGUUCUGGACGGCUGGAUUACGGUCUUAUACAAACCACUGUAUGUAUAAACUGAGGGCAUUCUCCAAGGACAUAGAGUACUCUACCAAUUGGAUGGUUUCUGCCUUUUGCGCAAGACUCUGAGUCGGAG